This is a messenger RNA of Podospora bellae-mahoneyi, 2507 nucleotides long. RefSeq lists its product as uncharacterized. The record is from RefSeq and is a predicted model, not a curated record. NCBI's taxonomy places the organism in Eukaryota, Fungi, Ascomycota, Sordariomycetes, Sordariales, Podosporaceae. Bases 572 to 2218 code for a protein of 548 amino acids. Gene Ontology annotation, molecular function: SUMO-ubiquitin ligase activity. The transcript has 3 exons.
GCAAAGUGCCUCAAAAGUGCCAGGUCAGCACAUGCUGUCAGUCUCAUGCUGUGAUUGCCGAAACAGGCCCUGGAUUGGCUGCUAAUUAGCAAGUCAUGAGAUAGACAGAGGAAUCUUUCGUAGAGGUAAUAAGUGGGGUGAGUGAGUGAUAUUGGCGAGGAGCGGCAAACGCAGCGGAAAGACAGGCGGGCGGCUUGCUGGGCUUGAGCUUGGGUUGGGGCAGUUCGGACCAAGAGAAGGUAUAAUUUGGAAGCCGCCUCGCUCGCUCGUCGACCGCUUGUUGAGAGAGAGGCGCCUGUCUUGCGUCUGUCUGUCUGGCAAUACGACGACCCCUUAUUAAUGCCAUUGCCCCCCUUUUUGUGUCUUUGUGGCCUUCCACUACGUGCUUUCCAGUCCAGGUGCUCAUAUCAUAAGCUCUCGGGGUGGAGUUUGUGAUAAUAUCCUAGCCUUCUGUCAUUACCGCCUUUUCCUACUACCAUCUUCAUGUUGCUUCAGGCAGCUUCAUUAUCUCUAUAUACUUUCCCCCCCGUCGUGACUCGUCUCUCGCUUUUCCUUUGCUGCUGCAGCAAUCAUGGCCAACAACUUUUUUGACUCGGGCUUUGACGAGUUCCUUGGAGAGCUUGCGAAUUUUACACUUCCCUUCCCAGGUCUGCCUUUACCAGCACCCUCUGCUGCGAGCAACCGCCAGCAGCACACAUCUCAGCCAGCCCUAGGACGCCCGGCAUCCGUCUCCUUCGAGCUCCCCAGACUCCCUGCCUUCGGAGCCGUGUGGCCGGUGCCAUCAGCACCCCCGCCGGCAUUUCCUCCCCUUCCCGCCCUCCCCGGGGCCUCGUCGUGGUCUGCAGCGCAGCAGUGGCAACCACCACGACAGCCUGCACAAGCCGGAGCUCGUCCUGACGCCGCUGCAUCAUUAAUUUCCAGACCCACUUUUUCACUUUUACACGGCGCCCCCCACCCUCCGACGCCGAUGCCGUCAACGGCUCCGGUUACCACUUCUCUCCCUGGGCCCUUCUUUCAUCAACCAUCAACAACAAUCGGCUCAACCUCAGCCUCAGCCUCAGCCCAAUCCGGUCCUGCGAAUCUGCCACAGCCACGGCGCACCACUGUCAACAACCCCUCCCAAUUCCUCCCUUCUUCGUCUCGUCCCGCUAAUUCACUCCACAAUACCGUGAAUACCCCGAGAACAAUCACCCCAACCCCACCUGUGCACCAGCGCGAACCAAACAGCGACGACUUCUAUCUGAACCAACUCACCCCCGACUUUUCCACCCCUUCUCUCGAAUCAGACAGCGACCGCUUUUACCUCGACCAACUCUCUCGUGAUUUUUCCCGCCCAUCGCUCCCUUCCACCUCUGCUACUCCACAAAGGUCGGCCACGAGGAGCAAUAAUCCCGACACCAACAACGCAUUCAGCCAGACACUCCACAGGAUUCUUCCCCCUCCAGCGCCACCCGCUGGCCUGAGAGCCCCCCCGCCACCUUCGACAAGAUCCACGCCAACCUCGAACACCAACGAAGAAUCCAGCGACUCCGACUCGGCCUACACCAUGCCAGCUUCAUCGCGACCAGUGCGUCGUCGCUCUGGGCAAGCUGACCGCCUCACGCUCCCUCAUGUCCCUCGCGUCUCGGGUGCCUCCUCAUCGUCUUCCGGCGCCGCUGCCGCCAAUCAGUCACAAGCAAACUCAUCAAAGUCACAGCUGAGCCAGGCUCGGACAGCACCGCAAGCAACGCCGAGGAGAGCGAGCAAUGGCUCGAUAUCUGCGGCAGGGUCCGGCACAAAGCGCAAACGCGAGGCGUUUGAGAUCGAUGACGAUGAUCUGUUUGGAGACAACGACCUAGAGGUUGUUGACUUGGUGGACAAGGACGUGGCUGACCUGGCGUCGGACGAGAAAGAGAAGAAGGAGGACAGGAAGAAGAAUUGGGUCAAGCUGUCGCAGUUUCAGUGUGUCAUUUGCAUGGAUGAUGUCACGGAUUUGACGGUCACCUAUUGCGGUCAUCUCUUUUGCAGCGAGUGCCUACAUUCAGCUCUGCAAAUAACACCCCACAAGCGGAUCUGCCCGAUUUGCAGGCAGAAAAUCGAGAACAAGAAUGCGAGCGGGAAGUUUGGGCCUAAGAGCAAGGGGUAUUAUCCUCUGGAGAUUAAGCUGAUGACGAAGAAGAGUUUGGGGAAGAAGGUGGCGGUGGCUGCUGCUGCUGGUAGAAAUACCGGCGAGCACUGAGUUUUAGCCCUUGGAACAAAGGGCGAUUUCGGCUGAAAGCCUUGUUUUAUUCACAGGGGGGCAGCGGCAAUGAGAUGAGCGUGUCUGAAUCUGUGCAGAUAUGAAUGGAUUCACUUGGGGGAAAUGGAUGGGCUGUAUAUAGCAAGAGCCCCCACCUCCCCCUCCUCAAGUUUUGAAGGCAGGAAGCGCGACUUUAUCAGGCAUUUACAUAUGGGUCAGGGUCAUGGGACAUGGUGAAACGAACUAGGCGCUAAAGGGUUUUGUGUUGUCAGGCACAUUAAAUGGGAGC